Seminavis robusta is the source of this 567-nucleotide messenger RNA. The record is from the annotation of a GenBank genome assembly. NCBI's taxonomy places the organism in Eukaryota, Bacillariophyta, Bacillariophyceae, Naviculales, Naviculaceae.
AUGCAAGAGGAAGUUGAUGUUGAAUGGCCGGACUGCUACAUCUGCAUCAUUGCCUCGUCAGGAACUGGGAAAACUCAGUUGGCGGCGACUGCAAGUCUCACCUUCGAAGGGGCGAAAACAAUCUACUUGAACAUGGGCCAGGACAGUGAUCAAAGCUUCUGCCGUCCUCACGAUUCGAAGCCGUUGAUGGAAACAAUUACCAAGUUCAUUGAAAUGAUUGACCGUAAAGCAAUAACCUUAUCAGCGAACGGGAUCGCUGAAUGGGCCAAAACGCAGGACAAGGGCCAUUCUACCUUUGUCUGCUUGCUCUAUCACCUACUCACUGGGAAGCCUUUUCGACGGGAUGACGUGAAGUCUGUGUUGAAGCUCAGAGAUCUCAAAGCUGCCAUACAAGGCGAGAAGUUCCUGGUUUUUCUCGACGAAGUUCCGCCUAUGGGCAACGAUGGCCGCUUUAAGUGUGCUCUUUGUUUGAGGGAUACCCUUCAAUACCUUGGAAUUGCUCCAAUCUUGAUGAUGCAAUACACCGCUCUUAGCCUUAUUCGCGACUCGAUCCUAGAUAGGGUUUGA